This is a messenger RNA of Erpetoichthys calabaricus (reedfish), 9519 nucleotides long. RefSeq names its product histone-lysine N-methyltransferase, H3 lysine-36 specific-like. Gene Ontology annotation, molecular function: histone H3K36 methyltransferase activity; protein binding. Gene Ontology annotation, biological process: regulation of DNA-templated transcription. The record is from RefSeq and is a predicted model, not a curated record. Gene Ontology annotation, cellular component: nucleus; chromatin. NCBI's taxonomy places the organism in Eukaryota, Metazoa, Chordata, Cladistia, Polypteriformes, Polypteridae. The coding region runs from base 562 to 7218 and encodes 2218 amino acids. The transcript is spliced from 23 exons.
UUUAAAUUCGCAUUAAUCAUUCACAGAAAACAAGUAUCAUGGGUACUUUAAGUCUUAGAAUGUAAGGAUGCGAAAUCCAUCGUUUUCUAAGUAGGAAGAAAACGGGCAGAUUGAAGUGAAGGCUCAGUGAAGUGAUUGCAAGUCUGAGGGGGAGAGAGAGAGAGCGAGAGAGAGCGCAGGAGUGAGUGAGAGAGAGAGCGAGAGAGAGGGAGUGGGGAGACCAUGAGCACAGGACGUAGGCCUAGCCGUGGUGGCGUGGUGCAGAUCCGCUUUCACAAAUUGGAAAAAACGGACGGUAGAGGUCAAAAUUUCAAAAGAUUUGCACCGGUUUUAUCAUAGGUGAAGUGUAAAUGGUAAGAAUUUGAUAGAUUGAUUUAGAUCAGUGGAGGUAUUUUCUUUAUUUUGCGCGGUUCCCGAGUUGGAACAAAUCGGUUUUUUUUUCCUUUGGUGGGCAUGCAUGUGCGCGAGCUCGCGUGUUCUAGUGCACGCGCGUGCGCGGGUUUCUUCUCGCCAGUGUGACAGGGCCGUGUGAAGGAUUUAGUGGGAUGGAACCAUGAAGGCAUGGAUCAGACAUGUGAACUAACAGUCAAUGAUGUGUUGAUUCCCUAUUGUAAUGCCCUGCAGUUUAAGCCUAAUUGUGACCGUGCCCCCCUUGAAAGUGGCUAUGGGGCAGUGGGUGGCAUAGGUUCCACCUGUGGGAUGCAGGUAUCCACAAGUACAGUUCUUAAAAACGGAAGUUCACAUACAUUUGAUGAGCAGGAUUCUUCAGACUGCUAUAUUCCCCUGCGCAAGUUACAAGAUCUAACAUCCAUGGUUAACCGGACAGAUUUGGGAUUCAGAGAGAGAGAGCAGCAAGAACUCAAUGAUUUGCACAUUCAGGACUCAAUGGGGACAGACUUCAUGUCAGAUUCCCAAAUUCUGUCAAUGUCCCCCAAGAAUAGUGACAUUGUUUCAACAAGGCAAGUGGUGGAAAUGGCCUGGCCCUCUCUUGCUGUCACUAAUCAUAGUAAAGAAUGUGUAAAUAUAACUUCGAAUGGCUGUUUGCACUUAGAACCAACUGCAUCUGUGAAUCAAGCACAGAGUAGUGAUGGUGAAAUGGAAGAAAAUAAAGGAGGUCAUAUAGAAGAAUUUAUGUCAGACUCUGAUAAAUGUGAAAGGAUAGCUAAACAAGAUUUUGAUUUACUUCCGGAUAUGUUUGAUAAACCCAGUUCUCAACAGAAAUCCAAUUAUGAAACUUCUAUUGAUGUCAGCUGUUUGUCUGAAACUAGUUUGCCUAAUAAUAAUGUUGAUGGUUCAGUGUCAGAUACAUUGGAUUCUGCUUUGGAAAGUUUGGAUAUGGUUGCAGAAGGUUCAGAGUGUGAUUUGGGAUUAUUGCAGAGCAUUACUUCUGGGACAAGGAACGGAGGAAAUGAGAAAGCAGAGACUCGUAACAGGUCUGACACUCCAAGUUCAAGAAAGUCCAGCACUCGCGUUAAACCUGAACAAAGCAGAACUGAGUUGCGUGAGAAAUCUGCAGAUGCAUCUCAAUCAAGUUCUACAUACAGUCCAAAGAAGAAAUGUAUUCCAGUGAAGUAUGAAGUUGGUGAUUUGGUCUGGGCAAAGUUCAACCGUAGGCCAUGGUGGCCUUGUAAGGUCUGUUUUGAUCCACUUUUCAGUGCCCAUUCAAGGAUGAAAGAACCCAGUAGAAGACCCUGCCGUCAGUACUAUAUCCAGACCUUUGGAGAGAUGCUGGAUCAGGCAUGGGUGGCAGGGAAGGCCAUUUUCCCUUUCAAAGGACGUCACCAAUUUGAUGAACUUCCUGUGUUGCGCAGGCGGGGAAAGCAAAAAGAUAAAAACUACAAAUAUAAGAUUCCUUCACGGUUCAUGGAGGUUUGGAAAUCUGGUCUAGUGGAAGCUGAAGCUGCACUUCCGGAACCUAUGAAAAACACCUUUGCCAAAAAUGCCACAUUAGAAAACAUCAAAAAAGAACAACCUGUUGAAGAUAUUAAAAUAUCUGUGGUAUCUACAGCCUUGCCUUCAAUAUGUAAUUUGUCUAAUGGUAAAAUAGAGUCUUCAAAGAAGCGGAAGGAAAAGCAGCUAGCUAACAGCACUAAUCACUCACUAAAACAUUUGUGUAGCUCUAAAAGAGCAAAGUCCUCAAGAAAGGAAGAAGACACUAUCAGAAAGAAAACAUCUAGGACAUCAUGUCAAAGAAAACAUCUUUCUCAUUCAUUAAAUUCAUCCUCAUCUAAUAUUGACCCCAUACCAAGGAUUCUUUGUUCAAAAGUUCCUAAACGUACUCCUGAGCACAAGGAAUUAAAAUCUGGUAAACAAAGUGAAAAUAAUUGUCAUUUUCCACAAGUAAACCAUAAACAAUUAAACAAAAGCAUAAUAAAAGACGUUUUUACUGAAGACAAUAGUACAGAUUCUGAGUCUGAGAACAGCUUACUUGAUAGCCAUUUUUUGCAUGCCACAGAAAAAGAUGAUAAUAUUGACUUAAAUGGGAAGAACAGGCACAAGGUGUCCAAGUGUCUGACAGCCAGUAAGCGCUUAAUGAAAAGAGCUUUGAAAGUUAUAAAACAUACAGCAAAAGAAGAUCAUAUCUAUGUUAACAGGAUUAUACAAAAAGUAUUGUCCAAUGGUGACCUUGAUAAAGACCCUGACAGCUGUAAAGUAGAAAGUGUAUGUGUAAAUAACAGUUGUAAAAAAAAGAUUAAACAAUCAGAGAUGCCAUAUUCUAAUUUAAUGGAGUCAAAUCUGACUGUUGAUUCACAGUGUGCUUUAUCAGAUAUUGAGUGCCCCAGUUUAUCUUUGAAAUUACCCAGGCCGAAGUCUGAAAAGAAAAGUGUUGAUUUUCCAAAGAAUACUGAAGAAGAAGAACAUAGUUUGAAGCCUCCAGAUUCUUUGAAUACUUCUGAAGAAACUUGUGUGACGGAGAAAAUUGUGGAUAAGAUUUUUGAAAAAGAAGAUGAAUCAAAGGUAUCUCCUUUAUCUGCCACUGUUUCUUCCUCCACUACCAGUGUAUCAGUAUUUGAUGGUACUGUUGUGAAACAAGCUCUUGGAGAUGUAAAGGAGAUAUCUUUACGAUCUGUGAUCAGUGAAGAUGGUGGGCCUGCCAGACAUGCUACUUUACGUCCAGACUCCAACUAUAAGUUUAGUACCUUGUUGAUGCUGUUGAAGGACAUGCAUGACAGUCGUGCUCGAGAUGAAUCCAACAUGGUUGUAGGACAGGCUGCCCAGAGCUCCACUUUUGUUUCUUGCAACAAUUCGUUGACUAUUGAGAAAUCUAAAUCCUCAUCUGGUAGUUGUUGGUCUUUGAUUUCAGACAAUGAAAACAAAUCUUCAGAACCACCUAAAACAAUUAGUGAAAGUGAUAGCACUCUAGACAAAGAGGCAAGGUCAGACAACAAAAUGCGAAACAGACAGAGUAACCAAAACACGCAAAAUCCUAAUUUUUCCUGUACACAAAAAAUGAGCUAUUUGUCAAAAAAUAAGCAGUCAAAAUCUAAAGGUGAAACUUUAAAAUCAGUCACUGAAAAAGGAAACUCCUCUGGUGAUUCCAGAUAUUAUAAGGCUAUGUGCAAAAGUCGGAAGGUCCAUGUUGAUUUGCAUAGACGCUCCAGAAAAAAACGUCUCCUCAUGGCCAAAAAGCGUAAUCGUACCGUGCCUUUGGAAUUGGCAGAACACGCUUAUGGAAAAGACUGCAGUUAUGCCCAUAGUGAUGUUAGACAGUCAAAAGUUGGUGUUCGAUUCCACAGAGAAACUUCUUCAGCCUUUGCACUAACCAGUGAGGACAAGAGCUCUGUGGAUUUGAACUGUGUUGCCCCCAAAAAACGGUGGCAAAAAUUUGAGAGCUCUGAGAAACAUUCUGAAAGCUAUAUUGUGUGUGAAUCUAACACAGAGACAAUUGGGUACACCAAUAUGGAUGAGCCUCCUGAUUUGCAGAAAAUUAAGGAGUUGAAAGAUGGAUGUGACAUUGUGCCUUCAGGACUUCGCACAAGCUGUAAUAGUGAACAGGCUGUUUGUCUGGACAACCACAAGGCUUCAGAACCAAAGAACGAUGAUACCAUUAUGUCAAAUACUCUGACAAACAAAGACCAGCAUAUUCUUGAGGACAAGGAUGUCUCAUUACCAGUACACUCAGAAAGCAAACGCCUUCGGAAACCAAGCAAACGACUGUUAGAAUGGACCGAGGAGUAUGAUCAGCUCUUUGCAUCAAAAAAAAAGCAAAAAAAGGGAUCAGAAAAGUGUAGUAAGGUCACGGCUGAAAGACAGAGCAAGACUGCAGAUCAACAAGAUGGAAUUAGAUGCACACUGUCACUCAAAACAGAACUUGCAAAAAACUGCACGCAGUCAGCACAUAAGAAUGUACUUUCUGCCAAUCACAAAAUUCCAUCUGUGGAUAAGCUUGCCUGUUCUUCUGGUACUAUCUCCAUUUCCCCUGAAACUCCUCCACCUGUAAAAUCAACCUCGCCUCAAUUGUUGGAGACAGAAUUAUGCAAAACAGAGCCACUUGCCUCUAAUGAAAGUCCUGUCUGUUCUGAAACCUUUAGCCAGUCUCCUGAAACAGUGUGCCAAAAUGGAAAAAGACUGCGGAAACCUACUAAAAAGAUUUUGGAGUCAACUAUUGAUGUGGAUCCUAUUCUAAUUCCAAAGAAAAAGAUAAAGGGAGAAAUUCAUAAUAAUCAAAAGGUUUUCAAGAAAGAAGUGCCUGAAUUAAGUUCCCAACCUCCAGCUGGACUUAAACAGUCUGAUAGAAAAAAGAAGCAAUUACGGAAGAUUUCCUCAAGUUUAUGUCAAAAGAAGAGUAAAACAUGCUCUUCUUUAGUGGAUGACAUUCCAAAGCAAGAUUUAAAAGAAGCUCCUGAGAAAACCACUGCAGUGGAGAACUCUGUCUCAAGUCUGGAGGUUAACCCACCAGUAGUGAAAGAAGAAGUCUGCCCAAGUGAAAUAAGUGUAGGUGUUUCCACUAACAAAAAACUUCCAGGAGAGAAAGGUGGUGCAGCCUCCAUGAAGGAGAAUGUUUGUCAGAUUUGUGAGAAGCCAGGAGAGCUACUACUGUGUGAAGGUCAGUGUUGUGGAGCUUUUCAUCUGCAAUGCAUUGGCAUGUCAGAGAUGCCCCAGGGACGUUUUGUCUGCAGUGAAUGUACCACAGGUAUCCAUACUUGCUUUGUGUGCAAGAUUCCUGGUUCAGAUGUGAAGCGCUGCUUGAUCCCUGUGUGUGGUAAAUUCUACCAUGACCAGUGUAUCACCAAGUAUGCACCUACAUUGCCUCAGAACCGUGGGUUUCGAUGUUCAUUGCAUAUCUGUCUGUCCUGUUAUAUCUCAAAUCCAGCAAGUCCCUCCAUUUCUAAAGGUCGGCUGACACGAUGUGUGCGCUGCCCUGUGGCAUACCAUGCCACUGAUACCUGUAUGGCUGCAGGAAGUGUAAUCUUGGCUAAUAACAGUUUCCUGUGUCCCAACCAUUUUACUCCACGAAAGGGCUGCCGCAAUCAUGAGCAUGUAAAUGUCAGCUGGUGUUUUGUCUGUUCAGAAGGGGGAAGUUUACUUUGCUGUGAGUCAUGCCCAGCUGCCUUUCACCGUGAGUGUCUAAACAUCGAAAUGCCCGAAGGUAGUUGGUUCUGCAAUGACUGCCGUGCUGGGAAAAAACCCCACUAUAAGGAGGUGGUGUGGGUCAAAGUGGGUCGAUACAGAUGGUGGCCUGCUGAAGUGAGUCACCCAAAGAAUAUUCCUGUUAAUAUUCAAAGAAUGAAGCAUGAUAUUGGUGAAUUCCCAGUACAUUUUUUUGGAUCUAAUGACUACCUGUGGACUUAUCAGGCACGUGUCUUUCCCUAUAUGGAGGGAGAUGCAAGCAGUAAGGAUAAGAUGGGUAAAGGGGUAGAUCCAGUUUACAAGAAAGCUUUGCAGGAGGCUGCACUAAGGUUCAAGGAAUUACAGACUGAAAAGGAAAUGAAGCAGCUGCAGGAAGACAAAAGGAAUGACAAGAAACCCCCUCCAUAUAGACAUAUUAAAGUUAACAAAGUUGUGGGGAAGGUACAGAUUUUCACUGCCGACUUGUCUGAAAUUCCUCGGUGCAACUGUAAAGUAACCGAUGAAACCCCUUGUGGACAGGAUUCAGAGUGCAUUAACCGCAUGCUUCUGUAUGAGUGCCACCCUCAGGUGUGCCCAGCUGGGGAGAGAUGCCAAAACCAGUGUUUUACCAAGCGUCAGUAUCCUGAAGUGGAGAUCUUUCGAACUGUGGCAAGGGGAUGGGGCUUGCGCUGCAAGACUGAUAUUAAGAAGGGUGAGUUUGUAAAUGAAUAUGUUGGAGAGAUGAUUGAUGAGGAGGAAUGCAGAGCUCGAAUAAAACAUGCACAAGAACAUGACAUUUCAAAUUUCUACAUGCUCACCCUGGACAAGGAUCGAAUUAUUGAUGCAGGGCCAAAGGGCAAUCAUUCAAGAUUCAUGAACCACAGCUGCCAGCCAAACUGUGAAACUCAGAAGUGGACUGUGAAUGGAGACACAAGGGUCGGCCUGUUUGCACUGGUGGACAUUGCAGCUGGUACUGAACUUACUUUCAACUAUAACUUGGAGUGUUUGGGAAAUGGUAAGACAGUGUGCAAAUGUGGAUCUCCAAACUGCAGUGGAUUUCUAGGAGUCAGACCAAAGAAUCAACCAAGCUCAUCUGAAGACAAGGGACGGAAACUGAAAAAGAAAACAAAUAUUAAGCGCCGGUCAAAAUCUGAAGUUACCAAGGAGCGAGAGGAUGAGUGUUUUAGCUGUGGUGAUGGUGGGCAGAUUGUUUCUUGCAAAAAGCCAGGAUGCCCAAAAGUUUAUCAUGCAGACUGUCUGAACCUUACCAAGCGACCUGCAGGUCGAUGGGAAUGUCCAUGGCACCAAUGUGAUGUAUGUGGAAAGGAAGCUGCCUCAUUCUGUGAGAUGUGUCCUAACUCUUUCUGCAAGGAGCAUCGUGAAGGAAUGCUGUUUAUUUCAAAGCUAGAUGGACGCCUCUCUUGCUGUGAACAUGACCCAUGUGGUCCAGAUCCACUGGAACCAGGGGAAAUCAGGGAAUAUGUCCCUGACAGCGGUGCAGCUUCUAAGGGUUCAGAAAAAAAGACUGCAGGAUCAGUAACUACCAGCAUUUCCACUACUUUCACCAAAUCCACUGUUGACUCUACCACCAAUGGUACCAUCAAAACAAUGCCAGCGAAAGAGGAACAUAAACAACCUGAAGAGAGGAAAGUGGAAAAGAUUCCUUAAUCUUAAAAUCUCUCUAGAAGAGAGUCUAGGCUUACAUUUUUCACCUGAGAUGACUCCUCUUUGUCUCUUUCACUGGUAGACUGCAGAAUUUAGAAGUAGGUGUUCUGCAAAUAAAAAAAAUUCUACUUUUAUUUUGCAGCUAAAAAUGAGCAUAACAAGUCUCUUAGGAUGCCUGGCUUGCCCACACAAACCCCCCUACUUCCUCAUUCAUUUCUGAAAUUUUUAUGUUCCCUGAAAAUAUUUUUCUGCCAAUUAUGUUAAUUGGAAAAAGAAUGGGCAGCUGUCAAUAAUUAAAAAAGGGGUCUUCUACAGAAGACUGUUCAAAGCAAAGUGUUGCUUAAUUUGGCAGUGGAAAACUAUGUUACAUUCUCAAGUGUAGGCAGAAAUAUUUCUCUGUGGCUGUAACAAAACAUGCCGUUUACAGCAUAUAAAACCUGACCUUCUGCUGUAGAGUUUGUGAAGAUUUCUCAUCUAGAACGCUGCCAUUUUGAGAAACAGAAAUUUAAAUUAUAAAAUAGCAGCUGCCAUCUAGGGGUGGAUUGCAUAUUACAGAUUUUAUUUCUUGUGGCACGCACUUCAGAGUACAAAUAAUGAAAAAUAUUUAAUCCAUAAUCCUGUUUGUAAUCUUGUGUUGUCCUCAGUACUUCACCGCUUUCAUGAAUCCUGAAAAUAAUUCUAAGGUUCCUUACUACUACAGUAUACCAACAGGUUAAAAAGUGAGUCUAUUUACAGUUUAAUCAUAAUAAACAAAAACGGAAAAAUAGCUUAACUGGUCCUUUCCUUCCUUCCUUCCUUCCUUCCUUCCUUCCUUCCUUCCUUCCUUCCUUCCUUCCUUCCUUCCUUCCUUUCCACACACUUAAGUGAGAUAGAAGCAACUUGUUUCUGCUCAGUAUGGUGCUCCGCAUUUCUUGGUGCCUCCUCCAAACUUCAUCAAGGAACGGAUUCACUCUUGUCACUUUCUGUGUCCUCUUCCCUCACUCUCCUCACUCCUUUUGGUCUAAUUCCUGGUUGGACCAGUUUCAAAAUAAAAUCAACAAUGGCUCAGGUUUCUUUUAUGAAGCAGUGGAUGUUUGGCUUUGGUACUGACCAUAUCUUGAAUCCAGUUACUGGGCCUCACAUUACAUUUUUUAUUAUUAUGUCUCAAAGCAGAGUAUAAAACAGUUACAAUCAGAUAAAAGACAUUCUAUUUGCAAUUUAGUUGCUGCAGUAAAAAAUGCGUUCUUUUUUUCUUAACAUCAUGUUCAGAUAGCAGUGGACUUUUGAUGACCUUGAUGUUGUGAAAUCUGAAAUGGUUGUUGAAAUUCCACUAAUAACUUUUCUCACAACAUCCAUUCUCUUUGUUAUUUUGUUCUUGGCAAUGCAUCCCGGUGCACGUAGAAUCUGCACUGGCUGCAGUCGGGAAUAUAAAGCAGUGUUCUCAACGGACCUUUUUCUUAGGAUAUUAUCCAUUUUUUUCAGUGCCUUGCUUUGCACCUCUGUGACUAGCGUUCAUUCUGUAAGUCUCAUGUCAACUGUUAGUUACCGUAAGUGUUGUAAGUGCUCACUUGCACUGUAUUUUUUUAACACAUGGUUCAUUUGUACAAAACUUUGGAGAAACUUUUAGCAUCUUAAUGAAGACCCAAUUUAAAGAUGCCCAGCAUCAACCUGGGCACUCUUUGCCAAUACCUGGUGCGUGACAUCAGAGACACAGGUACAUUAUUCUUUCACGUGUUCUUUAAGCACUACAACCUAGCAAUAUGCAUUUUCUGCACUGUUGCAACUUUAGAAAGCACUACUUCUGUAAAGAAAUGCACCUUGAGGGAGUGAGCGUAAGGAAAUGUUUUAAUGGUUUAUGUGAAAAGAGUUUGUACAGUCUGGUUGAAUUUCACAUCACUCCCACAUCAUUUUUUACUGAAAGGCACACUUCUGCUUUGUGUUACCUUGUAAUGCUUAACUGUGGUAGAUGAUGCUUUGUUUGUACACGCCACCUUGAGUUUCAAGUUACCAGCUGUUGUGUACAUUGCCUUUUAUUAUCUUAGUACAUGUGAGUUGUGUUCCAGGCACUUGAUUCAAUGAGCUGUAUUCGUCUCUUUAAUAUUUGUGUCAAGACCACUUUUUUCCCUGGCAUCCUUUUUAAUGUUGCAAAUACAGUGGGCUUUCUGUACAGGAGCAGCUGGUUUGUUGCCUAUCACAAAAGUGAUGUUCUGAGUGUUUUAUUAAAAGAGACAUGACUGUGAUAGUUUAUUCUGUUAGUGCUUAUUUAGCGUGAAUGCAAAAAACAGAUCUACGUAAAUGAAUUCAUUUAUAGGUCCUUGUUAAAAA